Amyelois transitella is the source of this 2204-nucleotide messenger RNA. RefSeq names its product leucine-rich repeat-containing protein 58. The record is from RefSeq and is a predicted model, not a curated record. The transcript is spliced from 4 exons. The coding region runs from base 176 to 1249 and encodes 357 amino acids. Gene Ontology annotation, molecular function: protein binding. Lineage: Eukaryota; Metazoa; Arthropoda; Insecta; Lepidoptera; Pyralidae.
AACUAAGGCGGAGUACCCUGCUUGUUACCAAGACUAAGUUAAUUUUGGUUAGUUGCGCGUGCGCUGGCGUUAGAGCGACCGCGUCGCUCCGCAGCGUAAACAACUCCCUGAUAAUGUAAGUGUUUCAUCAAAAUUUGUUAAAUUGCCUAGAGACAGACAGUACACUGAUAUCAUUAUGGAGUGUUACACAUCCGACAGCUGCGAUAGCGAUAGCAGAGAGCAAAAAACACUUGAUCUAUCGUACAAGUUAUUGGACUCGAUCAACUUAUCAUUAGAAUUGAAAGGCAUUGUUGAUGAGAAGAAUUGCGCACAAAAUUAUGAGACCAUAUUGCUUUACAACAACCAAAUUAAGAUCCUGCCAGAAGCAAUAAACAGGUUCUGCAACUUGAAGAUUUUGGACAUCAGUAAUAACAGAUUAACAGUGCUCCCAGAUGUGCUAAAAAAUUGCCCUUUGACGUCUCUGAUAGCGAAACAUAACCAGCUGACGAACGAAUCUUUGCCGAAAUGUUUCAAUACGGCGAAGAACACACUGAAGGAACUUAAUUUAAGUGGAAAUCAGUUGAACUAUUUCCCAGAACAAGUAUUAGAAUUAACAUCACUGAAGUAUCUCUAUCUCGGUGGGAAUCACAUAGUCAACAUACCAAAGGAUAUAUGGAAGCUAAGCAGUUUGCAGAUUUUAGCAGUAGGCGGCAACCAAAUAACAGACGUACCGGAGUCUGUGGGGCGACUGACCGCUCUUCAGGCCCUGGUGCUAAGUGACAACCAAAUAGAACAAUUGCCCGCAAGCAUCGCUAAUCUUAAACAGUUGCGGUCAUUGCUUAUUCACAAAAACAAGUUGAAGACUCUGCCAACGCAGAUCAUCAAAUUGACAUGUUUAACAGAGUUGAGUCUUCGAGACAACCCUUUGGUGGUGCGCUUCGUGCGCGAUAUGACUCUGCAACCCCCGUCGCUACUGGAGCUGGCCGGCCGUACUAUAAAGCUGCACGAGAUUCCAAUACGCCCAGGGGAUAUUCCAAAUACGCUCCUGCAGUACCUCAGUGCAGCGCAAUGUUGUGUUAAUCCAAAGUGUAAAGGAGUAUUUUUCGACAAUCGCGUGGAGCACAUAAAAUUCGUGGACUUUUGUGGAAAAUACCGAAUUCCACUGCUUCAGUUCUUGUGUAGUUCGCGCUGUAUCACCGGCAGUUGGGAGAGCCGGGAAAUGGAUGCCAAUCCUCAUCCUCACAUGAUGCGAAAAGUCCUACUUGGAUGAUUUUAAACACGUCCAAAAUUGCUUUCUCGUGCGACAUUUCAUACUGGCCAAAUGCAUUUACUGUUAUCACAAUGGUAUAGGUAGGUAUAGGCUCUAAGUUCUAAAGAUAGCCUACCUACGCAUAACCAUUCAAAAUAUUGGACUAAGAAUGUGCCUUAUAGGUUAUGUGAGAAUUUUUUUUUUACUUUGCUUUGUAUAUGUGUAGUUAGGUCUUAUAUUAAAUUUUACGAAUAACAUAUCAUCCAGAAUUCUUAUAAUAAGUUAAUAAAAUUAAAACCAUUAGUCAAUAAAUCAAAAAAUAACUGCCUGUUGUGUGGUCAAACAAAAUUAGGCAGUGGUUAUUCAAUCAAUAUAACAUUUGCCAGUGAAGUCCCUUAAUGUUCUCCCACGCAACACCUUCAUUGUUACUAUGAUAACUACUCAAUAAUUAUUUUGUCAUGUGUAACUCUUAAUAUGUAUAUAGAUAAUAUAUCACUAUUAUUGUUUCUUAUUUUAAGCUAAGUUUGAACUUGUGAUAGAUUUUUGGUUUUGUAUAGAUGAAAAUGAAAUUAAAGCUUUAUACAGUUAAAACUAUUUUAUUUUAUCUAAUAUUUUACAAACUUAUCACACAUUUUUGUAAAAAGAAAGAAAUGACGAAAAGAAUCUCAUACUGUCACUUUCGAUUUUCAACCCACAUUAGACAUUAUCUUAAAAAUAUUAUUAGAUACCUCUGCCUAGAAUGAUAUAAAGAAUUAGUUAUUAUCUUGUAAAAACUUCAUUCUUUCUGCUUUUCCACGCAUUAUGGCCUCUUUAAAUAAUUUGCAGUAUAAUUCUAUCGCCACAGGACUGUCAUCAUUUCCAGGGAUUGGGUAUGUUAUUAAAUUAGGGUUACAAUUAGUAUCUACAACUCCUAUCGUCGGAAUCAACAUUUUUGCACUAUCUCUGACUGCUGUAUGCUGAUUCAAUAUAUUGUUUU